This is a messenger RNA of Ananas comosus (pineapple), 1366 nucleotides long. Its product is annotated as phosphopantothenate--cysteine ligase 2-like. Gene Ontology annotation, biological process: coenzyme A biosynthetic process. The transcript has 10 exons. The record is from RefSeq and is a predicted model, not a curated record. NCBI's taxonomy places the organism in Eukaryota, Viridiplantae, Streptophyta, Magnoliopsida, Poales, Bromeliaceae. Bases 212 to 1162 code for a protein of 316 amino acids. Gene Ontology annotation, cellular component: cytoplasm; nucleus. Gene Ontology annotation, molecular function: phosphopantothenate--cysteine ligase activity.
AUUUCACCCGCAUAAUUUCGCGAAAUAGGAGAGGAACCUUUCCCUUACUAUUUCGGCGGCAAUUUAGUGGCGUACCCCGGCUCCUUAUCCUGUGUAUUUAUUCCGAUUUUUAUUUCUUUCCUAUUCUCCACCCUUGUAUAGGGAGAAUAAAAACAGUGGAAUAGUUAUUCGGCGCUUUUGCUUACUCGAACGUUUGUUUGAUCGUGUUUCUAUGGAUUCAAGAAACGGCUCGGAAACUUCUCAAGAAUCCGAUGUUAAGUCCUUCUUCCGCUCGGCUCCCCCUCUGCAAAAUGGCGAUCUCAUCUCCGCGAAUUUGAGGCAGUUCGUAGAUCGCAAUUCUCGGCGUUUAGAGAGUGGGGAUCCAAUUAAGGUUGUUUGCGUCACUUCCGGAGGCACUACGGUUCCGUUGGAGCAACGAUGCGUGAGAUACAUCGAUAAUUUUAGCUCGGGCUACCGAGGAGCUGCAUCCACAGAGUACUUCAUCAAGGCUGGGUAUUCUGUUAUCUUCCUCUACCGGCGUGGAAGCUGUCAACCUUAUUGUAGAUAUCUUCUGGAAGAUUCAUUUCUCGACUUUUUCGAGCUUAAUGAAGAAUCAAUGAUUCAAGUGCCCGAAUCGCAUGCUACGGUGGUAAAAACAGCAAUCAAAGAUUACCAUAAGGCGGUUGAAGAAGGCUUGUUGCUGAAAAUUUCAUUCACCACAAUCUUUGAAUAUCUUCAGAUAUUAAAAAUGGUGGCUACUUCAAUGAGUUGUUUUGGGCAACAUGGGAUGUUCUAUCUUUGCGCUGCAGUAUCGGAUUUCUAUGUUCCAUGGGAGAGUAUGGCGAAACAUAAGAUCCAAUCAGCAGGCGGACCUUUGGACAUGAGACUCAAUCAAGUGCCUAAAAUGCUUUCAGUGUUGAGAAAAGAAUGGGCUCCCUCAGCAUUUUGCAUCUCUUUUAAGCUGGAGACGGAUCCGGAUAUCCUUCUUCAGAAAGCAGACAUGGCUUUGAAGAAGUAUCAGAUGCAUGUCGUCGUGGCUAAUGAACUGGCAACAUACAAGGACGAGGUCAUCGUCGUCACCGCCGGUGGGAAGACUACGGUACGCAGGCACGGAAAAGAUCAAGAUCUUGAAGAGCAGCUUAUUGAUCUCCUCGUAAAGGAGCACAAGGAAUACAUCGGCUAACCCAAAAUGGCAUUAAAAUCAGCCUCAUGAGAUGACGAAAAUUUGAUGAUUUGAUGCAUAGCUUGAUGAUAUUAAAGGUAUCGGUUAAAACAAAGUAUAUAGAGCUAACUAAUGUAUCUUCGUUUUGAAAGGACAAUUCGGUUUGACCUCAUUAUUAUCUUUGUAUUGCUUAGUAUGGAAGCAGGAUGCGACAUUGUUUAUCGU